This is a messenger RNA of Perkinsus marinus ATCC 50983, 1285 nucleotides long. RefSeq lists its product as hypothetical. The coding region runs from base 1 to 1077 and encodes 358 amino acids. Lineage: Eukaryota; Perkinsozoa; Perkinsida; Perkinsidae. The record is from RefSeq and is a predicted model, not a curated record. The transcript has a single exon.
AUGUCUAAUGCCGCUACCCAUGACGUAUUAUCCACGAGAACACUGCUGAGUAUAGCGAGCCUGCUGAGAAGAAGCCGUGACCAGCGAGCCCCCUUGGAGGUCUCUAUCACUACUUGGGAGUAUCUGCGGCCGUCUAUUCGAGGCUUCACUCUAGACCGACAUUAUGAUGUCGAUACAGAGGAUGGCAACAUCUAUCCGGUGUACACUAGGCUGGGUAGCAGCCACCUGGUGUGGGUUGCCUAUCCCUCUGAUCAAUACGUACUCGAGAGUCUCUCGCUUACUGGUACCCGGACCCAGCUAGCAGAGAUCUCUUUGCCUUAUGUUCACAACUCCAUAUGUGCCCAUAUGAUGAAGAAUCACCCUUGCAUAACGUUUGUAUUCAACACCACAGUCACUCAGCUCACAGGGUGGUCAGUAUGUGAGGAGUCGCCUCGAGAGGACCUACCUGUUGCUGACGUCAAGAAGUCUGCUGUUGUCGUUGAUCUACUGGUAGAGUUGAUGACUGUAGAUCCCUACUCUGAAGUGUUCUACGGCAUCGCCCCUGGUCUGGGGUUUUCGGACAACUUUCUCAUCCGAAUGUCCCCUAUGGAUGGUAUGUGGGCAUGCGAUUCCUUAUGUAGCGUACCGGAGCUCAUUCAAGGCUUUGCUAUUCUGGAGUCGGAGAUAUUCAUCUUAGCUGGGCUGGAGGCAAGGCAUGAUGCUGAGGAAACGGUCUUGCAGCGACGAGAGGGCCGAGGGUGGGAGACUCUCCUUAUCAUACCCCGACAGUGUACUUCCAUGGACAUCGAUUAUAAACGUAAAUGGUUAUACAUUCUCGGAGGGUCUCCCGAUAAGGCCGAUUGGAGCCUUUGGAUCUACUCAAUCGACAUGAGGGCUGUCCUCUACCGAUUCGAGCUGCCUAUGCUUGGCACGGCUCGGGGAGGUACUGGGAUUGCCGCUAAUGCGGCCAAUAUCACCCCAGAGAGGGUAUUCCUAAGGCCUGAUGGAGGCCUUUGGAUAACACGAAUCCUCCAGCCUGAUCCUGAGCGUUUAGACUUCGACCACAGAAUAGAGGUGUGGUACCCUAUUGUGGACUGAAGUAGUAGCGGUAGUAGUAGUGUUCUCGUGCGAACUAGAAUAUUAAUAAUGAUUGCUUUUCCUCUCUAAGUAUUGCAUGAUGUCAUCUCUUGCUGCUGCUGCUGCCCAUGCUGUGCCCUGUAUUGCUAAACAGCUGUUGGCCGUCGAUUGAACUGCAUAGCAUCUCAACCUUAGGCUAUAUCACUUGAUAAUAAUAACAACGAGAAGA